AUGAUCAUAACUUUAUUGAUAUUGGAUAUAAAGUCACCCCUCACCAUGGAGACAGCGGAAGUGAGAUUUCUUACACACCACACACAGACCUUUUUACUCGCCGCCGCAUUGAUGACCCCUUCCCAAGUAACCACCACCUACGUUGCUCAGUGCCUCCGAUCCAACCCAACUCAGUUUGUCAAGCUCGAUAUUCUUGGCCAUACCAUUGAGCUACCUGUAUUUGCUAUGCGACGACGUAAUGCACUUGCACACCUUUAA
Lichtheimia ornata is the source of this 258-nucleotide messenger RNA. RefSeq lists its product as uncharacterized. Lineage: Eukaryota; Fungi; Mucoromycota; Mucoromycetes; Mucorales; Lichtheimiaceae. The record is from RefSeq and is a predicted model, not a curated record. The transcript has 2 exons. The coding region runs from base 1 to 258 and encodes 85 amino acids.